AUGCAACAAGUAUCAUCAGACAUUGAUUUAGAAAGAGUGUUUUCUAAAAAUGCAAAUAACCAUAAGGUCGGUGAUGACUCCACCUAUAUACAUGAGCCCAAACAUAUCCCAGAUACAUUCAAUUUAGAAAGAAGACAGUUCACGUUCAAAGAGAGGUUCGUAGACCCUAACAUGGGUCUUUUGCUGCUAGUUGCCUCAUAUUUUUUCAGUUCUUUGAUGGUUGUUUCUACUAAAGUUUUGGAAACAAAUCCAAAUACAGACACCAGGAUAAAACCAUUACAAAUAUUGGUAGUGAGGAUGGCUAUUACUUAUGUUGGAACUCUUAUUUAUAUGUAUAUGUAUAGGGAAUCUAUCUCAUUUAUUGGGGACAGAGCACAUGCAAUUAUGAAUGUUAGUUACUUCUCAUUAGUUACUUUAGUAAUUGCAUUAAUUGGUAUUAUAUUUAUACCAUCUAUGAAAUUUCAAAUGCCACACAAUUUGAAGGAAUGGUUGUUAUUUUUAAAUUUGGGAAUAUCUGGGUUUUUCCAUCAGUUAUUAUUGACUCUCGGUAUUCAAAGAGAAAGAGCAGGUAGAGGUUCAUUAAUCACUUACACACAAUUAAUAUACGCUUUGUUGUGGGAUAUCAUCUUGUAUAACCAUUUGCCAGCUUUCUGGUCUUGGUGUGGUAUGGUAUUGAUAAUAGGUAGUACUUUAUAUGUAGUAAAGAUAAAGAUGGAUGAAGACGCAGUUAAGUUUAGAAAACUAUCACAAAGAGAAGAAUUUGAUCCUGUCACUUUUGAGAUGACAAAUUUAGAUGAUGAUUAG
Messenger RNA from Arxiozyma heterogenica, 804 nucleotides. Its product is annotated as DMT family transporter. The transcript has 2 exons. The record is from RefSeq and is a predicted model, not a curated record. Gene Ontology annotation, cellular component: membrane. Lineage: Eukaryota; Fungi; Ascomycota; Saccharomycetes; Saccharomycetales; Saccharomycetaceae. The coding region runs from base 1 to 804 and encodes 267 amino acids.